AAAGCUCGGAACCUUAGCCUUGUUACUUGUACUACCUUACCUCAUCUCCUACAAUACAUAUCAGCCACGCAGCCAACGCUACCAACGCUGCCAUAUUCCUGCGUUAAGUUGGCUUCCGGCUCUAAUAUUCCGAAUUGGAAAUUCGUAACCCUCUAAUAUUCAUAAGUUUGUUUCAUUAUUCAUUGACACGAUCCUGGUUUCUCCAUCAUGUCGCUCGACCCCCCUCCUUACCUCGGUUCGCUCCAGAACAACAUCCGUCAGCGACCGAUUCCCUGGGAUGGCGCAGCUAGAGCAGGCACUAUCACCGAGGCCCAAUUGGCCAAGAUCAGAGCAGUCGAUAAAGUAAAGAGAGAACAGCGAAAACAAAUAGUCGAAGGCGACCUCGAAGGUUACCGGAUACUAUUUCUUGGAGGACCCGGCACCACAGGCGUUCUCGAGUCGGCGAGCAAACGUUCCGACGUUGUUCAAUACAUCUUGGUUUUACUGAGUGAUCUGCUCGAAGGUGUCCCAGCGCUUGCGAAAGCACUGUUUAGAGAUCCGGACCCGUAUCAACACCUCCUACCCCUUCUUGCGCAUUCGAAUAAUUCCGAGGACCCUAUUCCCCUACUCACCUCCACCGUUCUUACUACCCUUAUGGCCACUUCUAAAGACGAAUCCGCGUCGACAAAACGCGCCUUACCUCUACUUCUAACCUACCUUUGCGGCUUAGUAAAGAACUCGAAUGACGCAGGAUUACAAGACAUUGCAGUCAUGGAAUAUUCCUCUCUCCUAUACGGGAAGUCAUCUAGACAAUUAUUCUGGAAGCAACGAAGCGAGACGGUUGCUCCCCUAAUCGAAAUUCUCCGAAAAGCUGCGGGUGUUGGUGGUGAGUCUUCUGCUAGUCUUUGGAGCGGCAACACUACGACCAGGAGCGGUGGUUUCGAGGGUAUUAGUGGUGGGGUCGGGCUACAGCUCUUAUACCAUGUUCUGCUGGUGUUGUGGCAGCUGAGCUUCGAGGCGGAGGAUAUCGGUAACGACCUUGAUGACGAAUAUGACAUCAUUCUCUUAUAUACUCAAUUACUACGGCUGUCGCCAAAGGAGAAGACUACGCGACUUCUUCUAUCUACGCUGUACAACCUUCUUGAAGCCAAUCCUUCUACACUUCUCCCUACGGCAGUCCUAGCCAAGUUGCCCGCAUUUCUAUCAAACUUUAGCGGCCGUCACUUAUCGGACCCGGAUUUACAGGAAGACUUAGAGAAUCUAAAGGAGAUGCUAGAGGAGUAUCAGAAGACCAAGACCACGUUCGACGAGUACGUGGCGGAAGUUCAGUCUGGCCACCUGAGAUGGUCACCACCCCACCGUCACCAAGUGUUCUGGGCCGAGAACGCACGAAAGAUCCUGGAAUUUGAAAACGGGGAAAUUCCACGGAAACUGGCAGAGAUUAUGAGCAAGUCGUGGGAAAACGACAAGGCGGUGCUGGCGAUCGCCUGCAACGACGUCGGCUGUCUAGUCAAGGAGGUACCGGAGAAGAGGCACCAACUGGAGAAGCUAGGGUUGAAGACUCGCAUCAUGGAGCUCAUGCAGGAUUCCGACGAGAACGUGCGAUGGGAGAGCUUACGAGCUCUCGGCAAUUGGCUUAAGUACAGCUUUGAUGGGAACUGAAAGGUACCUAUUGUGAAUUCCUGCAUGGAUAUGAUUAUAUUCCUUAUCGUAUUGUUUCGAUUGCCAUGGUGUUGCGCUACAAGCGCGGGUGCAAAGACACGUCGUCGUCUUACAUAGUAUAUUGGGUAGGAUAGAGACGUGAUAAACUCAGUUCGAGCUAAGUCUAACUAUCGGUACCUCUAAGGUACCUAGUAGUUAACCAACUUCAAACUUCAAUGCCUUAAACCUCGACCGAAGCUUGACUCUUGAGACUUUACCUACCUACCUAGGUAGUAAGUGAUAAGAUGGAGGUUAUGUGCGGGAGGUUAUCAGAUAGGUACCUACAUACCUUAGGUUAGGUAGGUUAGGUACUUACAUAGUCUCCGCUCGGUAACAUCAGCGGAGCUUUGGAUUUUAGUCCCAAGGUUAUGUCACGUAGACUUUCAAAGGGCUGAUAUAGAGUUUCGGGUGCUUAUAACCGUUACCUAUAACGUAA
Daldinia caldariorum is the source of this 2116-nucleotide messenger RNA. RefSeq names its product ARM repeat-containing protein. The record is from RefSeq and is a predicted model, not a curated record. Gene Ontology annotation, biological process: proton transmembrane transport. The transcript is spliced from 3 exons. The coding region runs from base 208 to 1641 and encodes 477 amino acids. NCBI's taxonomy places the organism in Eukaryota, Fungi, Ascomycota, Sordariomycetes, Xylariales, Hypoxylaceae. Gene Ontology annotation, cellular component: fungal-type vacuole membrane; vacuolar proton-transporting V-type ATPase, V1 domain. Gene Ontology annotation, molecular function: proton-transporting ATPase activity, rotational mechanism.